GCCUGGCCCUGCGUGGGCCGCUUGCAGGAUCAGGCAUGCUGGCCAGCAGAUCAGGGCUGGCUGGGCCCUCCCUCCUUCCCCCACUUGGGUUCCCAAGGCAGGGUGUGUCCACACCUCAGCCCUUGGCACCCAGGAGACUCCCCCGGCACAGACUUGGGGGUGCAGCCUCUCCGGGCCAAGGCAUGUCGCUGCCUGACUGUGGGGCCUCCCCUACCCCGCCAUGCACCCCACCCAUCCCAGUCCUGUUAACUGGUGGCCACCUGCCUGGUGGAACCUCUUCUUUGAGCACUGUCCUCUGGACCCUUUCCUAGACUGGCAGCUGGUCCUCCACUCCACCUGUGCACAGGCAGGAGUGGGAGGCAGCCUCCAUUGGGGUCCUGGGUUUGUUGCCUGGCUCAGAGUGUCUGGCCGACAGCUACAGCCCGAGGAACCAGAUGCAGAGACUGAAGACGAUCGCUCUGUGACCGAAGGGCCUGUGGAUGAGAUCAUUCGGCCACGGCCACAGGGGUCUUCACCUGUUUACGAAUGUCCAAGUGAAGGCACUGACUUUGGACUCCAGGAAGACACCCCGAGCAGGCAAGUCUCCUCGGGGAGACGGAGAUCCUGGUGGAAGCGGGAUUCAGGGGACUCACGGACAUUUUUCAGGAUGAGUCGUCCAGAGUCCCUGCAAGAAGCCACAGAAGUGACCCUGAAGACAGAGGUAGAGGCAGGAGCCAGCGGCUACAGCGUCACGGGCGGUGGGGACACCGGAAUCUUUGUCAAGCAAGUGCUAAAGGAUUCCUCAGCUGCCAAACUCUUCAGCUUGAAAGAAGGUGAUCAGCUCCUCAGUGCCACCAUAUUCUUUGACAACAUUAAAUAUGAAGAUGCUCUCAAAAUCCUUCAGUACUCAGAGCCGUACAAGGUCCAGUUCAAAGUCAAACGGACACUGCCUGCCCGGCAGGGUGAGGAGUGGGCCCUCAGCGGCACCUCAGCGGCCCUUACCUGCCAGGAGAAACAGAACGAGCUUGUCACUGAUGAGUGCAGAGAGACUCCCACGAAGACACUGGAAGGUGAUGGGGACCAAGAGAGACUCAUCUCCAAGCCCAGGGUAGGGAGAGGCAGGCAACCCCAGAGGGAGAGGUUCUCCUGGCCCAAAUUCCAAGCAAUAAAGGCCAAGCGGGUGUCAGGGCCCCGGAGGUCACGCAGCUCUUCAGAGGCCCACGAACAUGAGGACGUGUCCAAUGUGUCCCCCACAAGCACAGACACAGAGGCCCAGCUUGCAGCUGAGCGCCUGGAGCAGGAGGCAGGGCCAGGCACCCAGCGCAGAAGGCGGUUCCUGAGCUUGAGGUUCAGGACAGGCACGGGGCAGAGCCCCACUGAAGCAGAGGCUCAGAGCUGGCGGGAAACUGCUGGGGUUGUGCAAGGUUCAGGGCCCAGGGAGGACAGCCUGGAUGACACUGGGGCAGCAUCCCAUGGGUGGACAGAGGAGGCGGGACCAGCAGGAGAGGCUGGGACUGUGCUGAAGCCCACAGAGCUGGAAACGGGAGCCCUCCGGGGACAGACAGGCCCUCCGGCCAGAUGCCAGGGGAGGACUAAGGAGGAGACAGCCGAGGGAGAGGCUCUGACACAGAGAAAACCCAGAAUAGGGCAGGAGAGAGAAGGCACAGCAGGGCAGAGCCUGGAAAUGGGGAUUGCCCUGCCAGCCACCACUAAUGGAGAAAGCACACAUAUCUGUCCGCCAGAAACCUGGGUCCGAAUACAACAUCUCAAGACACCCAAAUUUGCAUUUUCGAAAGAAAGAGUUCUAGAGAAAGAAAGAGGCAUUAUUACCUCCCAGCUGGGGAAAGGAUGGGGUAUGGCCUCUGCAGAGGGGUCUGGCCCUGAGGAUGAAAAGGUAGGAGAGGCAAAGAGGCUGGGGACCACAGGGUCCACCCAGCAAUUUCCUGGGCACCUGGAGGAGGGAAAACACAGGGGUGCAGACGUGGAGACAAAAGGCAGGAUGCAGGAAGGAGAAGCAGAUGAGGAAGGAGUACAAAAGGCCAGAGUGCAGAAGUUCAAAAUGCCAACCUUUGGAUGGUCACCUGACAAAGAGACAAAGGCAGAAAGGGAAAAAGACACAGGGGAGGACUUGCACGGAGGGACAGGGGUAACGAGAGUGGACACUAUAAAAAUAACAUCAAGGCCCAAAGAGGAAGAAGAGGAGGAUGCAAAUUCCUACGAAGUAGAAAACACAACAGUAAAAACAACAGAAAAAAGGCAACAAACAAGAAGAAUACAAACAUACACAGCUUUGAGUGACAAGGACAUUAGUGCCAAAGACAGUAAGUUCAAGAUGCCCAAGUACAAGGUGCCGUCCAUUGGGGUGUCUGUCACUGGAAAAACCGCUGAAGCCUUGGUGGACAUGUCUGCACCCAAGGUCGAGGUCGACAUGUCCCUGCUCAAGACCACUGACCUCACCGUUCAGCUCCCAUCUGCUGAUCUUCAAGUCCAGGCUGGCCAGGUGGGCAUGCAGCUUCCAGAGAGCCAGUUGUCUGAGGGAGAACUGCCAGAAGUGGCUGUGGGAGCCGAAUUGAAAGGCUACCUGCCCAGCUUCGAGAUGCCAAAGGUGGACAGCAAGGGCCCCAAAAUGGACCUGAAAGGCCCCAAGUGGCAGGUGACCACCCCUGACGUGGACGUGUCUCUGCACAGUGUGGAGAUGGAUGUUGAGGCUCUGGGAAUGAAGCAGGAGAGGGACCUCUCCCUGGUCGACAAGGACAUGGCUACCAAACACAGUAAGUUCAAGAUGCCCAAGUUUAAAAUGCCAUCCUUCGGGGUGUUGGUCACUGGAAAGUCCAUCGAGGCCUCAGCGGAGGCCAAGGUCGAGGCCAACGUGUCUCUGCCCUCUAUCAAGGAUGAGCUCAAGACCGCUGACCUCACCAGUCAGCUCCCAUCCACCAACCUUGAGGUCCAGGCUGGCCAGGUGGGUGUGAAAUUUCCGGAGGGCCAGUUGCCUGAGGAAGAACUGCCAGGGGUGACUGCUGGAGCUGGCCUGAAAGGCCAGCUGCCCAAGGUGCAGAUGCCCAGCUUCAAGAUGCCAAAGGUGGACAUUAAGGGCACCAAAGUGGAUAUGAAAGGCCCCGAGGGAGAGGUGACUGCACCAGAUGUGGAUGUGUCUCUGCCCAGUGUGGAGGUGGAUGUUGAAGCUUUGGGAGCCAAGCUGGAGGGGGACCUCUCCCUGGUCGACAAAAAUAUAGCUAGCAAAGAUAGUAAGUUCAAGAUGCCCAAGUUCAAGAUGCCAUCCUUUGGGGUGUCAGCCCCUCGCAAGUCCAUUGGGGCCUCAGUGGAAUUGUCCGAGCCAAAGGUUGAGGCUGACAUGUCCUUGCCCUCUGUCCAUGGCGACCUCCAGACCACUGACCUUACUGUUCAACUCCCAUCCGUCGACCUGGAGGUUCAGGCUGCCCAGGUGGACAUGAAGCUUGCAAAGGGCCAGAUGCCUGAGGGAAAACUGCCAGGAGUGGCUGCCAGUGCCAGCCCCAAAGGCCAGCUGCCCAAGGUUCAAAUGCCCAGCAAUGAGUUGCCCAAGGUGGACAUCAAGGGCCCCAAAGUGGACCUGAAAGGCCCCAAGGGUGAGUGUAUCCCCCAUGAUGUGGACAUGGCUCUGCCCAGCGUGGAGGUGGAUGUACAGGCACCAGUAGUUGGGCUACAGGGCCUGCAGCAAGAGGUAGACCUGUCCAUAAGUGACAGGGACAUGGAAACUAAAGACAGUAAGUUCAAGAUGCCCAAAUUCAAGAUGCCAUCCUUUGGGGUGUCAGCGUCCGGCAAGUCCAUCAAAGGUUUGGUGGACGAGUCUGCAACCAGGGUCGAGGCCAGCAUGUCCCUGCCCUCUGUCCAGGGUGACCUCAAGACUACUGACCACACCAUUCAGCUCUCAUCCACCGACCUGAAGGUUCAGGCGAGCCAGGUGGGCGUGAAGCUUCCGGAGGGUCAGAUACCUGAGGGAGAGCUGCCGAGAGUGGCUGCUGGAACAAGCCUGAAAGGCCAGCUGCCCAAGGUUCAUAUGCCCAAGGUGGACGUCAAGGGCCCCAAAGUGGACCUUAAAGGCCCCAAGGGGAAGGUGACCACCCCUGAUGUGAAUGUGUCUCUGCCCAGUGUGGAGGUGGAUGUUCAGUCUCCAGUAGCAAAGCUGGAGGGAGACCUGUUGCAGGUCGAGAAGGACGUGGCCACCAAAGAUAGUAAGUUCAAGAUGCCCAAGUUCAAGAUGCCAUCCUUCGGGAUGUCUAUCACUGGAAUAACCACCCAGGCCUCAGUGGAUGUGCCCGCACCCAAGGUUGAGGCCGACGUGUGCUUGCCCUCUGUCAAGGGCGAUGUCAAGACCACUGACCUCACUGUUCAGCUCCCAUCUGCAGACCUUCAGGUCCAGACUGGGCAGGUGGAUGUGCAGCUUCAUGAGGUUCCGAUGACCGAAGGAGAGCUGCCAAGAGUGGCUGCUGGAGCCAGCCUGAAAGGCCAGCUGCCCAAGGUUCAGAUGCCCAGCUUUAAGAUACCCAAGGUGGACAUCAAGGGCCCCAAAGUGGACCUGAAAGGCCCCAAGCGGGAGGUGAUGACCCCUGAUGUGGACGUAUCUCUGCCCAGUGUGGAGGUGGAUGUACAGGCACCAGUAGCCAGGCUAGAGGGCCUGAAGCUGGAGGGAGACAUGUAUCUGGGUGACGAGGAUGUGACCACCAAAGAUAGUAAGUUCAAGAUGCCCAAAUUUAAGAUGCCAUCCUUUGGGAUGUCAGUCCCUGACAAGUCCAUCAAGGCCUCGGUGGAUGUGUCCAUACCCAAGAUAAAGGCCGAUGUGUCCAUGCCCACAUUCCAGGGUGACCUCAAGACCACUGACCUCACCGUUCAGCUCCCAUCCACUGAUGGGAAGGUCCAGGCUGGCCAGGCGGACGUGAAGCUUCCAGAGGGUCAGAUACCCGAGGGAGAGCUGCUGGGAGUGGCUUCUGGAGCAAGCGUGAAAGGCCAGCUGCCCAAGGUGAGGAUGCCCAGCUUCAAAAUGCCCAAGGUGGACGUCAAGGGCCCCAAAGUGGACCUGAAAGGCCCCAAGGGGGAAGUGACCACCCCUGAUGUGUCUCUGCCCAGUGUGGAGGUGGACAUUCAGGCUCCAGUAGUGAAGCUAGAAGGGGACCUGUCUCUGGUCGACAAGGAUGUGGCCACCAAAGACAGUAAGGUAAAGAUUCCCAAGUUCAAGAUGCCGUCCUUCGGGGUAUCUGUCACUGACAAAUCCACUGAGGCCUCGGUAGAUGUGUCCACACCGAAGAUUGAGGCCGAUGUGUCCUUGCCUUCUAUCCAGAGUGACCUCACGACUGACCUCACCGUUCAACUCCCACCUACCAAACUUGAGGUCCAGGCUGGCGAGUUGGGCAUGCAGCUUCAUGAAGGUCAGAUGACUGAGGGAGAGUUGCUGGAAAUGGCUGCCGGAGCUGGCCUAACAGGCCAGCUGCCCAGGGUACAGAUGCCCAGCUUCAAGAUGCCAAAGGUGGACAUCAGAGGCCCCAAAGUGGACCUGAAAGGCCCCAAACGGGAGGAGGCGACCGCCCCUGAUGUGGACAUGUCUCUGCCCAGUGCACAGGUGGACGUUGAGGCUCUGGGAGAGAAGUUGGAGGGAGACCUGUCUCUAGGUGACAAGGAUGUGGCCGCCAAAGACAGUAAGUUCAAGAUGCCCAAGUUCAAAAUGCCAUCCUUCAGUGUAUCAGCCACUGGCAAAACCACCGAGGCCUUGGUGGACGUGUCUGCACCCAAGGUUGAUGCCGACGUGUCCCUGCCCUCUAUCGAGAGUGACCUAAAGAGCACUGACCUCACUGUUCAGGUCCCAUCUGCGAACUUGAAGGUCCAGGCUGGUCAGAUGGACAUGAAUCUUCAGGAGGGCCAGAUGGCUGAGGGAGAGCUCCUAGGAGUGGGCUCUGGAGCCAGACUGAAAGGCCAGCCCCUCAAGGUUCAGAUGCCCAGCUUCAAGAUGCCCAAGAUGGACAUCAAGGGUCACAAAGUGGAUCAGAAAGGCCCCAAGGGGAAGGUGACCACCCAGGAUGUGGACAUGUCUCUGCCCAGAGUGGAGGUGGAUGUUGAGGCUCCAGUAGCGAAGCUGGAGGUGGACCUGUCCCAAGUUGAGAAGGACGUGGCCACCAAAGAGAGUAAGUUCACAAUGCCCAAGUUCAAGAUGCCAUCCUUUGGGGUAUCUGUCACUGGAAUAACCACCCGGGCCUCGAUGGAUGUGUCUGCACCCAAGAUUGAGGCCAACGUGUGCUUGCCCUCUGUCAAGGGCGAUGUCAAGACCACUGACCUCACUGUUCAGCUCCCAUCCACCGACCUUCAGGUCCAGACUGGGCAGGUGGGCAUGCAGCUUCACGAGGGUCAGAUGACUGAGGAAGAGCUGCCGAGACUGGCUGCUGGAGCCAGCCUGAAAGGCCAGCUGCCCAAGGUUCAGAAGCCCAGCUUCAAGAUGCCCAAGGUGGACAUCAAGGGCCCCAAAGUGGACCUGAAAGGCCCCAAGGGGGAGGUGACCACCCAUGACAUGGACGUGUCUCUGCCCAGUGUGGAGGUGGAUGUACAGGCACCAGUAGCCAGGCUAGAGGGCCUGAAGCUGGAGGGAGACAUGUAUCUGGGUGAUGAGGAUGUGACCACCAAAGAUAGUAAGUUCAAGAUGCCCAAAUUUAAGAUGCCAUCCUUUGGGAUGUCAGCCCCUGACAAGUCCAUCAAGGCCUCGGUGGAUGUGUCCAUACCCAAGAUAAAGGCCGAUGUGUCCGUGCCCACAUUCCAGGGUGACCUCAAGAUCACUGACCUCACCGUUCAGCUCCCAUCCACUGAUGGGAAGGUCCAGGCUGGCCAGGCGGACGUGAAGCUUCCAGAGGGUCAGAUACCCGAGGGAGAGCUGCUGGGAGUGGCUUCUGGAGCAAGCGUGAAAGGCCAGCUGCCCAAGGUGAGGAUGCCCAGCUUCAAAAUGCCCAAGGUGGACGUCAAGGGCCCCAAAGUGGACCUGAAAGGCCCCAAGGGGGAAGUGACCACCCCUGAUGUGUCUCUGCCCAGUGUGGAGGUGGACAUUCAGGCUCCAGUAGUGAAGCUAGAAGGGGACCUGUCUCUGGUCGACAAGGAUGUGGCCACCAAAGACAGUAAGGUAAAGAUUCCCAAGUUCAAGAUGCCGUCCUUCGGGGUAUCUGUCACUGACAAAUCCACUGAGGCCUCGGUAGAUGUGUCCACACCGAAGAUUGAGGCCGAUGUGUCCUUGCCUUCUAUCCAGAGUGACCUCACGACUGACCUCACCGUUCAACUCCCACCUACCAAACUUGAGGUCCAGGCUGGCGAGUUGGGCAUGCAGCUUCAUGAAGGUCAGAUGACUGAGGGAGAGUUGCUGGAAAUGGCUGCCGGAGCUGGCCUAACAGGCCAGCUGCCCAGGGUACAGAUGCCCAGCUUCAAGAUGCCAAAGGUGGACAUCAGAGGCCCCAAAGUGGACCUGAAAGGCCCCAAACGGGAGGAGGCGACCGCCCCUGAUGUGGACAUGUCUCUGCCCAGUGCACAGGUGGACGUUGAGGCUCUGGGAGAGAAGUUGGAGGGAGACCUGUCUCUAGGUGACAAGGAUGUGGCCGCCAAAGACAGUAAGUUCAAGAUGCCCAAGUUCAAAAUGCCAUCCUUCAGUGUAUCAGCCACUGGCAAAACCACCGAGGCCUUGGUGGACGUGUCUGCACCCAAGGUUGAUGCCGACGUGUCCCUGCCCUCUAUCGAGAGUGACCUAAAGAGCACUGACCUCACUGUUCAGCUCCCAUCCACCGACUUGAAGGUCCAGGCUGGUCAGAGGGGUAUGAAUCUUCAGGAGGGCCAGAUAGCUGAGGGAGAGCUCCCAGGAGUGGGCUCUGGAGCCGUACUGAAAGGCCAGCUGCCCAAGGUUCAGAUGCCUAGCCUCAAGGUGCCCAAGAUGAACAUCAAGGGUCACAAAGUAGAUCUGAAAGGCCCCAAGGGGAAGGUGACCACUCCUGAUGUGGACAUGUCUCUGCCCAGUGUGAAGGUGGACGUUCAGGCUCCAGUAGCGAAGCUGGAGGGAGACCUGUCCCAGGUCGAGAAGGACGUGGCCACCAAAGAUAGUAAGUUCACAAUGCCCAGGUUCAAGAUGCCAUCCUUUGGGGUGUCUGUCACUGGAAUAACUACCCAGGCCUCAGUGGAUGUGUCCGCACCCAAGGUUGAGGCCGACGUGUGCUUGCCCUCUGUCAAGGGUGAUGUCAAGACCACUGACCUCACUGUUCAGUUCCCAUCCACUGGCCUUCAGGUCCAGACUGGGCAGGUGGGCGCACAGCUUCAUGAGGGUCAGAUGACCGAGGGAGAGCUGCCAGAAGUGGCUGCCGGAGCCGACCUGAAAGGCCAGCUGCCCAGAGUACAGAUGCCCAGUUUCAAGAUGCCCACGGUGGAUAUCAAGGGCCCCAAAGUGGACCUAAAAGGUCCCAAGGGGGAAGUGAUGACCCCUGAUAUGGACAUGUCUCUGCCCAGUGUGAAGGUGGACAUGCAGGCGCCAGCGGCCAGGCUGGAAGUCCUGCAACUGGAAGGUGACCUAUGUCGGCAUGACAAGGACGUAGCCACCAAAGAUAGUAAGGUCAAGAUGCCCAAGUUCAAGAUGCCGUCCUUUGGGGUGUCGGCCUCUGGCAAGUCCAUUGAGGCCUCAUUGGAUGUGUCCACAUCCAAGGUAAAGGCCGACACUGUCCAGGGUGACCUCAAGACCGCUGACCUCACCGUUCAGCUCUCAUCCACUGACCUGAAGGUCCAGGCUGACCAGGUGGACAUGAAGCUUCCAGAGGGUCAGAUACCUGAGGGAGAGCUGCCGGGAGUGGCUGCUGGAACAAGCCUGAAAGGCCAACUGCCCAAGGUUCAGAUGCCCAAGGUGGACGUCAAGGGCCCCAAAGUGGACCUUAAAGGCCCCAAGGGGAAGGUGACUACCCCUGACGUGAACGUGUCUCUGCCCAGUGUGGAGGUGGAUGUUCAGUCUCCAGUAGCAAAGCUGGAGGGAGACCUGUCCCAGGUCGAGAAGGACGUGGCCACCAAAGAUAGUAAGUUCAAGAUGCCCAAGUUCAAGAUGCCAUCCUUCGGGAUGUCUAUCACUGGAAUAACCUCCCAAGCCUCAGUGGAUGUGCCCGCACCCAAGGUUGAGGCUGAUGUGUGCUUGCCCUCUGUCAAGGGUGACGUCAAGACCACUGACCUCACUGUUCAGCUCCCAUCUGCUGAUCUUCAGGUCCAGACUGGCAAGGUGGGCGUCCAGCUUCAUGAGGGUCAGGUGUGUGACAGAGAGCUGCCGGAAGUGGCUGCUGGAACUGGCUUGAAAGGCCAGCUGCCCAGGGUACAGCUGCCCAGCUUCAAGAUGCCAAAGAUGGACAUCAAGGGCCCCAAAGUGGAUCUGAAAGGCCCCAAGGGGGAAGUGACCACCCAUGACAUGGAUGUGUCUCUGCCCAGUGUGGAGGUUGAUGUGCAGGCACCGGCAGCCAGGUUGGAGGUCCUGCAGCUGGAGGGAGACCUGUCUUUGGGCGACAAGGAUGUAGCCACCAAAGACAAUAAGGUCACGAUGUCCAAGUUCAAGAUGCCAUCCUUCGGUGUGUUGGCCCCUGGCAAGUCAAUCAAGGCCUCGGUGGAUAUGUCUGCACCCAAAGUAAAGGCCGAUGUGUCCAUGCUCUCUAUCCAGGGUGACCUCAAGACCACUGACCUCACUGUUCAGUUCUCAUCCACCGACCUGAAGGUCCAGGCUGGCCAGUUGGGCAUGAAGCUUCCAGAGGGUCAGGUACCUGAGGGAGAGCUGCCCAGAGUGGCUGCUGGAGGAAGCGUGAAAGGCCAGCUGCCCAAGGUGCAGAUGCCCAGCUUCAAGAUGCCCAAGGUGGACAUCAAGGGCCACAAAGUGGACCGAAAAGGCCCCAAGGGGGAGGUGAUGACCCCUGAUGUGGACGUGUCUCUGCCCAGUGUGGAGGUGGACGUUCAGGUUCCAGGAGCAAAGCUAGAAGGGGACCUGUCCCUGGUUGAUAAGGAUGUGGCCACCAAAGACAGUAAGUUAAAGAUGCCCAAGUUCAAGAUGCCGUCCUUCGGGGUGUCUGUCAUUGACAAAUCCACUGAGUCCUCGGUGGAUGUGUCCACGCCAAAGAUCGAGGCCGAUGUGUCCCUGUCCUCUGUCCAGGGUGACCUCACCACUGACCUCACCAUUCAACUCCCAUCCACUGAACUUGAGGUCCAAGCUGGCGAGUUGGGCAUGCAGCUUCAUGAGGGUCAGAUGACUGAGGGAGAGUUGCUGGAAAUGGCUGCUGGUGCUGGACUGAAAGGCCAGCUGCCCAAGGUUCAGAUGCCCAGCUUCAAGAUACCCAAGAUGGACGUCAAGGGCCCCAAAUCGGACCUGAAAAGCUCCAAAGGGGAGGUGACUGCACCUGACGUGGAGGUGUCUCUGCCCAGUGUGGAGGUGGAUGUGCAGGCACUGGGAGCCGGGCUGAAGCCCCUGCAGCUGGAGGGAGACCUGUCUGUGGGCCACAGGGAUGUGGCCACCAAAGUCAGUAAGUUCAAGAUACCCAAAUUACAGAUGCCGUCCUUCACGGUAUCAACCCCUGGCAAGUCCAUUGAGGCCAUGGUGGACAUGUCUGCACCCAAGGUCGAGGUCGACGUAUCCCUUUCCUCUGUACAGGGUGACCUCAAGACCACUGACCCCACUAUUCAGCUCCCAUCCACUGACCUUGUGGUGCAGGCUGGCCAAGUGGGCGUCCAGGUUCCAGAGGGCCAGAUGCUCAAGGGAGAGUUGACGGAAGUGGCUGUGGGAGGCAACCUGAAAGGCCAGCUGCCCAAGGUGAAGAUGCCCAGCUUCAAGAUGCCCAAGGUAGAUAUCAAGGGCCCCAAAGUGGUCCUGAAAGUCCCCAAGGGGGAGGUGACAGUCGAUGAUGUGGACGUAUCUCUGCCCAGCAUCAAGGUGGACUUGCAGUCACCGGGAGUAAAGCAGGAGCAGGAGAGCCUGCGGCUAGAGGGAGACCUGUCCAUGGGCAACAAGGACGUGACCACCAAAGACAGUGAAUUCAAGAUGCCAUCCUUCGGGGUGUCGGCCCCUGGCAAGUCCAUCGAGGUCUCGGUAGACGAGUCUGCCCCCAAGGUGGAGGCCGAUGUGUCCCUGCUGUCUGUUGGGGGCGACUUCAAGGCCACUGACCUCACCGUUCAGCUCCCAUCCACUGACCUUCAGGUCCAGGCUGGCCAGGUGGGUGUCAAACUUCCAGAGGGCCAGAUGCCCAAGGGAGAGUUGCCGGGAGCGGCUGCUGCAGCCAGCCUAAAAGGCCAUCUGCCCAAGGUGAAGAUGCCCAGUUUCAAGAUGCCUAAGAUUGACAUCAAGGGCCCCAAAGUGGACCUUAAAGGCCCCAGUGGGGAGGUAACAACCCUUGACAUGGACGUGGCUCUGCCCAGUGUGGAGAUGGACAUCCAGGUGCCAAGAACUGGGCCAGAGGGCCCGCCGUUUGAGGAAGACCUGUCUCUGGGCCACAAGGACAUGGCCACCAAAGACAGUAAGUUCAAGAUGCCCAAGUUCAAGAUGCCAUCUUUUGGGAUUUCAGAUGCCGGCAAGUCCAUCGAAGUUUCAGUGGACAUGUCUGCACCCCAGGUCGAGGCCAACAUGUUUCUGCCCUCUGUCCCAGGCGACCUCAAGACCACUGACAUCACCGUUCAGCUCCCAUCCCCUGAACUGAAGGUCCAGGCUGGCCAGGUGGGAGUGAAGCAUCCAGAUGACCAGAUCCCUGAGGGAGAGCUCCCAGGAAUGGCCACUGGAGUAGGCCUGAAAGGUCAGUUGCCCAGAGUACAGAUGCCCAGCUUUAAGAUGCCCAAGGUGGAUGUUAAGGGCCCCAAAGUGGACCGGAAAGGGCUCACAGGGGAGGUGACCACGCCUGAUGUGGAUGUGUCUCUGCCCAGUGUGGAGGUGGACAUUCAGGCUCCAGGAGCAAAGCUGGAGGGUGACCUGACCCUGGUUGAAAAGGACGUGGCCACUAAAGACAGUAAGUUCAAGAUGCCCACGUUCAAGAUGCCGUCCUUAGGGGUGUCUGUCACUGGCAAAACCACCAAGGCCUCAGUGGAUGUGUCCACGCCCAAGGUUGAGGCUGACGUGUCUCUGCCCUCCAUCCAGGGCGACCUCAAGACCAGUGACCUCACCACUCAGCUCCCAUCAACAGACCUUCAGGUCCAGACUGGCCAGAUAGGUGUGCAUCUUCAUGAGGGUCAGAUGACCAAAGGAGAGCUGCCAAGAGUGGCUGCUGGAGCCGGACUGAAAGGCCAGUUGCUCAAACUUCAGAUACCCAGCUUCAGGAUGCCAAAGGUGGACAUCAAGGGCCCCAAAGUGGACCUGAAGAGCUCCAAGGAGGAGGUGACCACCCGUGACAUGGAUGUGUCUCUGCCCAGUGUGGAGGUGGAUGUGCAGGUGCCAGUAGGCAGGCUAGAGGGUUUAUCACUGGAGGGAGACAUGUCUCUGGGAGACAAGGAUGUGGCCACCAAAGAUAGUAAGCUCCAGAUGCCUAAGUUCAAGAUGCCAUCCUUCGGGGUGUCAGUCCCUGGCAAGUCCAUUGAGGCCUCAGUGGACGUGUCCAUGCCCAAGAUAAAGGACGACGUGUUCAUGCCCACUGUCCAGGGCGAUCUCAAGACCACUGACCUUACCAUUGAACUCCCAUCCGCCGACCAGAAGUUCCAGGCUGGCCAGGUGGGCAUGAAUCUUCCAGAGACCCAGAUGCCCAAGGGAGAGUUGGGACGAGUGGCCACUGGAGCUGGCUUGAAAGGCCCGCUGCCCAAGGUGCAGUUGCCUAGCUUCAAGAUGCCCAAGGUGGACAUUAAGGACCCCAAAGUGGAAGUGAAAGGCCCCAGGGGGAAGGUGACCACCUCCGACAUCAACGUGUCCCUAUCCAGCUUGGAGGUGGAUGUGCAGGUGCCAGGAGCCAUGCUAGAGGGGGAUCUGUCCCUGGGUGACAAAGACAUGGAAGCCAAAGACAGUAAGUUCAAGAUGCCCAAGUUCAAGAUGCCAUCCUUUGGGGUGUCAGCCUCUGGCAAGUCCAUCGAGGCCUCAGUGGAUGUGACCGCACCCAAGGUAAAGGCCGACAUGUCUGUGCCCUCUGUCCAGGGCGACCUGAAGACCACUGACCUCACCAUUCAGCUCCCAUCCACUGACCUUCAGGUCCAGGCUGGCCAGAUGGACAUGGAGCUUCCAGAGGGUCAGAUAACCAAGUGUGACCUGCCGGGAGUGGCUGCUGGAACCAGCCUGAAAGGCCAGCUGCCCAAGGUGCAGAUGCCCAGCUUCAAGAUGCCCAAGGUGGAUGUCAAGGGCCCCAAAGUGGACCUGAAAGGCCCCAAGGGGGCAUUAACCACCCCUCUCAUGGGCGUAUCUCUGCCCAGUGUCGAGGUAGAUGUUCAGGCUCCAGUUGCAAAGCUGGAGGGGGACCUGACCCUUGUCCAGAAGGAUGUGGCCACCAAAGACAGUAAAUUCAAGAUGCCCAAGUUCAAGAUGCCAUCCUUCGGGAUGUCUGUCACUGGCAAAUCCACCGAGGCCUCAGUGGACGUGUCUGUGCCCAAAGUUGAGGCUGACAUAUCCCUGCCAUCUGUCCAGGGUGACCUCAAGACCACUGACCUCACCGUUCAGCCCCCAUCCAGAGACCGUCAGGUCCAGGCUGGCCAAGUGGACGUGCAGCUUGCAGAGGGCCAGAUCCUCGAGGGGAAGCUUCCAGAAGUGGCUGCUGGAGCCAGACUGAAAGGCCAGCUGCCCAGGGUAGAGAUGCCAAGCUUCAAGAUGCCCCUAGUGGAUAUUAAGGGCCCCAAAGUGGACCUGAAAUUCCCCAAGGGGGAGGUGACUGCCCCUGAUGUGGGCAUGUCUCUGCCCAGUAUGAAGGUGGACGUGCAGGCACCGGGAACCAGGCUGGAGGGUCUGCAGCUGGAGGGAGACCUGUCCCUGGGUGACAAGGACGCGGCCACUAAAGAUAGUAAGUUCAAGAUGCCAUUCUUUGGAGUAUCAGCCCCCGGCAAAUCCAUUGAGGCUUCGGUGGAUGUAUUCGUGCACAAGGUCGAGGCCGACGUGUCCGUGCCCUCUGUCCAGGGCGACCUCAAGACCACUGACCUCACCAUUGAGCUUCCAUCCACUGACAUGAAGAUCCAGGCUGGCCAGGUGGACAUGAAGCUUCCAGAGGGUCAGAUACCCGAGGGGGAGCUGCCAGGAGUGGCCACAGGAGCCCACCUGAAAAGCCAGCUGCCCAAGGUGCAGAUGCCCAGCUUUAAGAUGCCCAAGGUGGACAUCAAGGGGCCCAAAGUGGACCUGAAAGGCCCCAAGGGGGAGGUGACCGCCCCUGAUGUGGACGUGUCUCUGCCCAGCAUCAAAGUCGACUUGCAGGCACCGGGAGCAAAGCAGGAGGAUCUGCAUUUGGAAGCAGACCUGUCCCUCAGCCACAAGGAUGUGGCCACCAAAGACAGUAAGUUCAAGAUGCCGUCUUUUGGGGCAUCAGGUCCAAGGAAGUCCACUGAGGCCUCAGUGGAUGUGUCUGCACCCAAGGUCAAGGCCGACAUGUACCUGCCCUCUAUCCAAUGUGACCCCAAUACCACUGACCUCACAGUUCAACUCCAAACCUCCGACCUUCAGGUCCAUGCUGGCCAGAUGGGCAUGAAUCUUCUGGAGGGCCAGAUGCCCGAGGGAGAGUUGGGAGGAGUGGCCACUGGAGCCGGCUUGAAAGACCAGCUGCCCAAGGUGCAGUUGCCCAGCUUCAAGAUGCCCAAGAUGGACAUUAAGGGCCCCAAAAUGGAAGUAAAAGGUCCCAAGGGGAAGGUGACUGCCCCUGACAUGGACGUGUCCCUGUCCAGCGCAGAGGUGGACAUGCAGGCGCCAGGAGCUAUGCUGGAGGGGGACCUGUCCCUGGCCGACAAGAACGUGGCUGCCAAAGACGGUAAGUUCAAGAUGCCCAAGUUCAAGAUGCCAUCCUUUGGGGUGUCAGCCCCUGGUAAGUUCACUGAGGUCUCAGUGGACGUGUCCACUUCCAAGGUCGAGGCCGACGUGUCCUUGCCAUCUAUUCAGGGUGACCUCAAGACCACUGACCUCACAGUUCAGCUCCCAACCUCUGAUCUUCAAGUCCAGGCUGGCCAGGAGGGUGUGAAGCUUCCAGAGGGCCAGAUGCCAGAGGAAGAGCUGCCAGAAGUGGCCUCUGGAGCCGGACUGAAAGGCCAGCUGCCCAAGGUGCAGAUGCCCAGCUUCAAGGUGCCCCUGGUGGACAUCAAGGGCCCCAUAGUGGACCUGAAAGGCCCCAAGGGGGAGGUGACUACCCCUGAUGUGGAUGUGUCUCUGCCCAGUAUGGAAGUGGACCUUCAGGUUCAGGGAGCAAAGCUAGAGGGGGACCUUUCCCUGGUCAAGAAGGACGUGGCUGCCAAAGACAGUAAGUUCAAGAUGCCCAAGUUCAAGAUGCCAUCUUUCAGGAUGUCAGGUCAUGGCAAGUCCAUUGAGGCCUCGGUGGACAUGUCUGUGCCCAAUGUUGAGGCAGACAUGUCCCUGCCCUCUGACCAAGGUGACCUCAGGACCACUGACCUCACUGUUCAGCUCCCAUCCACCGAUCUGGAGGUCCAGGUUGGCCAGGUGGACAAGAAGCAUCUGGACGGCCAGAUCCCUGAGGGAGAGCUCCCAGGAGUGGCCACUGGAGUGGGCCUGAAAGUCCAGCUGCCCAGGGUACAGAUGCCCAGCUUCAAGAUGUCCAAGGUGGACAUUAAGGGCCCCGAAGUGGACCUGAAAGGCCCCACGGGGGAGGUGACCACCCUUAACGUGGACGUCCCACUUCUGAUGGCUGGCAUGAGAGUCUCAGAAGGCCCGGCCCCCGAAACAGGUGAAGUUUCUCUUCCCAAGCCAGGAGACAGAGACCUUGCCAGGGUGGAGGAGGCAACAGGGAAACAGUUUUCCCGGCCUGAAGGUCCUCUUAAGCUGAAAGCUUCAAGGACUGAUGUGCCAUCCCAGAUUUCGGUAGUUGAUAUGAGUCAAGUCUGGGAAGAUUCUGUGCUAACCGUCAAAUUCCCCAAAUUAAAGGUACCACGGUUCUCCUUUCCUGUCCUCAGCUCAGAGGCUGAUGUGUUUAUUCCCACUGUGAGGGAGGUGCAGUGUCUGGAGCCCAGCCUUGGGCUGUGGGAAGCCAGCAUCCUGAAGGCAGGUGCUGGGGUCCCUGGGGAGCAGCCUGUGGGCCUUGACCUCUCCUUGGCACCUCCUCCUAUUUCUAAGGUCAGAGUGCACAUUCAGGGUGCUCAGGCUGAGAGUCAGGAGAUCACCAUACACAGCAGCGUGACACCGGAGUGUGCUGAUCCCUCCUCACUGAAGGCUUUUUCCACUCGGAUCGUGCGGGAAUCAGAGAUUCCUGAGUCUAAGAUUCAAACACCUUCCUAUGGAUUUUCCUUGCUGAAGGUGAGGAUUCCAGAGCCCCCAGGGCAUGCUCUGUCAUACACAGAGACUUGGGAAGGCUCUGAAGAGACCCCCGCACAAGCCAUUUCCAGAGACCUGCAGCCUGACACUGCAGAGCCGUUUGAGAUCAUCUCUUCCAGCAGUGGGGGCCCAGGCCCGAAAACACUCAGCUUUGAAGUUUGUUCAGGUCACCAGCCUGCAGACAGCUGUUUGGAUGAGGAGCCAGCAGAAAUUCUUGAGUUUACUCCUGAUGAGAGCUGUGAGGCAGCCACCCCACUGGUAGAGGAAGACAGGGUUCUGAAAGAGAAGCCAGAAAGUAAAAAGUCUGGUCUGCUCUGGUCUUGGCUCCCAAACAUCGGGUUUUCCUCUUCUGUUGAUGAGACAGCUGUUGAUUCCAGAGGUGACACCCCAAGAUCUGCUCCAGUUCAAACACAGCCUGAGGCAGAACUGCCUAGAAAGCAAGAGAAAGCAGGCUGGUUCCGAUUUCCCAAAUUAGGAUUUUCCUCUUCUCCUACCAAGAAAAGCAGAAGCACUGACGAUGAGGCAGACCCGGCAGAGCAGAAACUCCAGGAAGAAGCAGUCACCUUUUUUGAUGCCCGAGAAAGCCUCUCCCCUGAAGAGAAAGAAGAACGUGGGCUGGCGGCUGCUGGUGCUGGGCCAGGCUCCAAGUGAUAGUGGCGUCAGGUGCAAGAAAGUUAGUCCUGCUUGAGCAGGACAGACAGGCUGAUGACAAAUAUGCACCCAGACCACAACCAAGAGAAGGCCAAGAGGUGUGACCUGACAGCAGAGACAAAUGUACAGACUGAGGCAAAAGCGGAAGCCGCCCAUGCGUGGAGCUCCCCAUCCUGCAGCACGUGAUGCCCACCUUGCUCCCCAGAACCGAGAACGCAUUACAACUGUGCAGAGCAUGUGUCACCAUGUAGCACUCCUCACACGGAACCAAAGAUGCACCCAGAUCCCUCAGCAAAGGCAACACCCUGACAUGCCACAAGACACCAGAAUUCCUGCGGCAUGCUGGUGCUCUCGGAGACACGGAGAAGUCUGUUGGUCUUCAUCAGAUAAGCUUCAAGAGGCCUUCCUGGAAUGCCCACGAGACCACAACUGCUUCUCUGAGGACAGGGCUACUUGGCGCUGGGUGUGCCUUUUGGUCGGAUUUCUGCUGCUGCUUCCUGGCAAAGGUGCUUUCCCUAUCUUAGGCAGACCCCCAAGUAUUCCAGGAAACCCUCUUUCCUGCUUACUUGCGCACUAAUUCCUCUGCCAAGUGUCACUAAUGGCAAGCUUUGGGACAUGCUGUGACAGCCAGUGGUUGCCUGGUGGCUGUGCCCAGCCUUCAAUGGUGGGUGGGUGAACAGCAGAGGCUAUGACAUCAUGGGCGCUGUCAUGAGCCAUCUGUACAUGUCCACCUGCCUGCCCGUGUCUGCCAGUGCCCGCCCACUGUGCAUGGUCCCCCACUGUGGCCCUGCUCUGCGUAAUGUACAGGCUGCAGCCCAACUACAGAUGGGACUGGCAUAGCUGUCCCCUAGAUGGGCAAUAAAGGAAGUGAUGCUUCCCACAG
Nycticebus coucang (slow loris) is the source of this 17927-nucleotide messenger RNA. RefSeq names its product AHNAK nucleoprotein 2 (gene AHNAK2). Gene Ontology annotation, cellular component: nucleus; costamere; cytoplasm. NCBI's taxonomy places the organism in Eukaryota, Metazoa, Chordata, Mammalia, Primates, Lorisidae. Gene Ontology annotation, biological process: regulation of RNA splicing. Bases 221 to 17044 code for a protein of 5607 amino acids. The transcript is spliced from 7 exons. Gene Ontology annotation, molecular function: protein binding. The record is from RefSeq and is a predicted model, not a curated record.